AUCAUUCCAUUUUUCCUAUUUGAUCUUUCGCAAUGAAAGCCAAGCGGACUUUUCAAGAAGAAAAGAAAUACUUCCAUUUAAUAAGACCGUAUACCUAUGAAAUAGAAACAGGGUUUGUGGAGAAUAUGCGAGUUCCAGGCAUUUUCUAUGUCAACGGUAAACUUGAAGAGCUAGUAUUUUCGGAACUGCAAAACUUUUGUGAAGGUGGAAUGACCGGUGGUUUCCUACCCGCAGUGAAACAAAUCGCCAACGUCGCUUCGUUACCAGGUAUUGUGAAAGCUUCCAUAGCCAUGCCGGAUGUACACUCUGGUUAUGGAUUUGCCAUUGGUAACGUCGCAGCCUUCCGUAUGGAUGACCCUGAAGCAAUCGUCUCACCUGGUGGAGUUGGCUUCGACAUCAACUGUGGUGUUCGUUUGUUGCGAACCAACUUGUUGGAAAAGGAUAUACAAGAUAAAAAGGAGCUACUAGCACAAACACUGUUUGACUACAUUCCAGUAGGAGUAGGUUCCAAAGGAGUCAUACCUGUGGGAUCCAAACAACUGGAAGAAGUACUUCAAUAUGGUAUGGAUUGGUCAUUAAGAGAAGGUUAUUCAUGGGCAGAAGAUAAGGAACACUGUGAAGAAUAUGGACGUUUGUUGCAAGCUAAUCCUGCUAAAGUGAGUAGUCGAGCAAGGAAACGCGGAUUUCCACAGUUGGGAACUCUUGGUGCAGGUAACCAUUAUGCAGAAAUACAAGUAGUCGAUGAAAUAUAUGAUACUUUUGCUGCCAAGAGGAUGGGCUUGGUGGAAAAAGGACAAGUGUGUAUCAUGAUUCAUUCAGGAAGUCGAGGUUUGGGACAUCAAGUUGCUACAGAUGCCUUGCAGUUGAUGGAAGAAGCCAUGGCAAAGGACCAUUUGAAGUUGAAUGAUCGUCAACUUGCUUGUGCUCGUAUACAAUCGAAGCCUGGCCAAGAUUACUUGGAAGCCAUGGCAGCAGCAGCCAAUUAUGCGUUUGUUAAUCGUUCUUCUAUGACUUUUUUAACGAGACAAGCCUUUUCAAAAGUAUUCGACGUGAGUGCUGAUGACCUCGAUAUGCAUUUGGUAUAUGAUGUCAGUCACAAUAUUGCCAAGAUAGAGGAGCAUUGGUACGAUGGAAAACCUGUUCAACUUUUAGUACAUCGUAAAGGGGCAACCCGUGCGUUUCCUCCUUAUCAUCCUCUUAUUCCUGUAGAUUAUCAAGUAACGGGACAGCCUGUACUUGUAGGAGGUACUAUGGGCACUUGUAGCUAUGUUUUAACUGGUACCGAGAAAGGAAUGGAGGAAACCUUUGGAAGUACUUGUCACGGGGCAGGAAGAGCACAAUCUCGUAGUAGUUCUAGACGGAAACUAGACUAUCAAGAUAUUUUAAAUAACUUGAAAAACAAGGGCAUUUCUAUUCGAGUUGCUAGUCCCAAGUUGGUGACUGAAGAAGCUCCAGAAAGUUAUAAGGAUGUUUCCGAAGUAGUGGAUACAUGUCAUGUAGCUGGUAUUUCUAAGAAAUGUGUAAAACUUCGACCAGUUGCAGUGAUUAAAGGAUAAUCGAAUCCUUUUGUCGCCGACGAGGGAAGAGUGGG
This is a messenger RNA of Galdieria sulphuraria, 1591 nucleotides long. RefSeq lists its product as uncharacterized. Gene Ontology annotation, biological process: tRNA splicing, via endonucleolytic cleavage and ligation. The transcript has a single exon. Gene Ontology annotation, cellular component: nucleus; tRNA-splicing ligase complex. The record is from RefSeq and is a predicted model, not a curated record. Gene Ontology annotation, molecular function: RNA ligase (ATP) activity. The coding region runs from base 33 to 1556 and encodes 507 amino acids. Lineage: Eukaryota; Rhodophyta; Bangiophyceae; Galdieriales; Galdieriaceae.